UAGGUAUCUAAGGUUAGAUCUUCAAUUAUUUACUCUCAAUCCACUCCUCAUGUCUUUUUUUAUCACUUGCUCUUCACGCCCCCUCCUUGAGCCUUUUCUUACUAGCCUCAAUUGACAGUCCUUUGUGCUCCCUUCUCAAUCAACUGAAGGAAAACUCACCUAACAAUCCUGCUUCACUUGAGAUGAGGUGUGUUUUUGCCUCUCGGAAGCGGUUCGGUCUCUCUGUUGCCUCUUCGUCCCCAUCUUCAUCCCUGAUUGCCACAAAACAUCAUACAUAAUAUUUCGAACACACUCGUGCUUUGCGAUGUCUAUUUGAAAACUUAUUGUCUGUUCGACUUGCAAAACGCCAAGGCUAGUCGAUUCCUUCGAAGUUAUGAAUUCUCGCCGAUAUGUUCACCUCCCUACAGAGGUCUUAAUGCACAUCGCCGAGUUCAUAUUUGAUUGGAAUCAAACUGAUCCUGAUCCCCACAUUUUCCAAGUCACACUUCAAAGGUUCUGUUCGGUCUCUCGCCAGUGGUACUCUGCUGGCAUCGAAUUUCUCUACCGCAUGCCUGAACUUAACGAAGGGAAAAGCUUCUCGCUUUUCACCAACACUGUGUGCCCACCAAUUCGCUCCCGAGAACGAAAAGCGGACCUAGGCUCGCUCGUUCAUGUCCUGAUGCUCGGGUUAUUGGUACAUCACAGCUCCAAUAGCCUGACGGCACGGCUUCUAGGUCGAGUGAAGAAGAACCUGCAGACUUUUGUUGCUCCGAGGAUCUCUUUUUCGAUCAACAGCCUUGCGCCUUUAGCCAAGUGCAAGAAGCUUGCCUAUCUUUCCCUUACGUUAGUAGCUGAGCCAAUUCCGCUUUCUACUCUCAAGAAAUCCAUCAGCAGACUUGACAAACUGGAAACCCUCCAGCUUCCAGCUUCAAUGUUCAUCACCGACGACGGUUCCAGUGAAGAUUGGCCACCCAAUCUGAGAUGCCUCCAGGUUGGCGGGCAGUUUGAUGUCGAGAAAAUGUCUUCUUUUAGGUGGCCCCCGAACUUAGUAAAGUUGACAUUUCUUGGUUGCGAGGAUCUGGACACUUCCGUCUUGGAAGCGAUCCUUAUAAACGAGCAGCUCUGCACCACACUUACUCAAUUGACUAUCGACCGUUUGAACGGCGAGAUGUUUGAGGAGGGACCAUCUGAGAUCUUAUCAGCCCUCAUUGCUUUGGAGUCUCUCCAGAUACCCGUUGAUCUGCUUUACGAUUUACUCAUUCUUCCUGCGUUUGAUCCAACGGGUUCUCCGAUGUCGAUUCGUGAGCUAAAGCUCACGGCACCAUAUGAUGAGGAUUUUUCUAUGGUGAUUGACCCCGAUGAUCUUUGCAAGGCCUUGGAAAUGAAUCUUUCUCGUGUCUGCUAUAUUGGUAUCAGCCCUGGCUGUCUUGGGAUCAUACCUGAAGCAUCACAUGCCAAAAUUGACAAGUGGGUGUGGAAGAACAUUGAUAAGUGUCCUGAGGAGGAACUUGACUCUCUUUUUGACUUGGGUCUCGUUGUCAUGGAUAAGGAGCCAAUUUUCUAAGCGUUCAUGCAUUCUUAUGGAGUCUUGCAUACCCAUCUCUCUUUACAUCAGCCUUAUAAAUGUCAUAUUACCGUCCCAGGAGUUGUUUUCUGAGCGAUAUACAAUAGCACAACCCAUAAACCAGACUUAUGAAGCGAGACUAACCGGAGAAGAUACAUGUAAGAGGAUAAUGAUGCACCGACAGCGAAAAUUCUGGCUGAGACGUGAUUCAUUUGAUUAUACUCCGUAUUUGAUUCAAAAUCCUAGUCCUUUUUUUUUCCAAGCUUCGAAUCAAAGGGAAGUGUCCAGAGUAGAGGCUUGAG
Molecule: messenger RNA, 1845 nt
Organism: Penicillium samsonianum
Lineage: Eukaryota; Fungi; Ascomycota; Eurotiomycetes; Eurotiales; Aspergillaceae
Product: F-box domain protein
Exons: 2
Coding region: 374-1543 (389 amino acids)
Source: RefSeq, a predicted model, not a curated record